This is a messenger RNA of Brienomyrus brachyistius, 7311 nucleotides long. It is a transcript of the gene col22a1, whose product is annotated as collagen, type XXII, alpha 1. NCBI's taxonomy places the organism in Eukaryota, Metazoa, Chordata, Actinopteri, Osteoglossiformes, Mormyridae. The transcript is spliced from 65 exons. The record is from RefSeq and is a predicted model, not a curated record. Bases 273 to 5108 code for a protein of 1611 amino acids.
CUCACUUUUACCAAGGCUGUACACUGGAUCCUGGCCCUGGAUUAACCACCUGUAGGUCUUUCCGUCUGAUAGAAGUGAUCAGCAAUUUGGGCACCCUGGCUGUGUAUCUACUGAAGAUGCUGUGAUCCCACUUUUCUGGAAGCGAGUGUUCAUGUAGGAGAGGAGGAGAUUCGCGAAACCCUCCAGUGAAAGAGGAGGGUGGUUUACAAUCCAGGAGGGGCCGUCGACGGUCACCGCAGCUUCUGACAGGAAAAGCUUUGAAGAAACCCAAGAUGAUAUUUCGCCUGGGACUUAAGGUUUCUCAGGUCCUAAUCAUCCUUGCACUGACAGUGUCAGCAGCAGAUGCCCAGAGGGCAGGCUGUAAAAAUGUCCAUUAUGACUUGGUGUUCAUCUUGGAUACGUCAUCGAGUGUUGGCAAGGAGAACUUUGAGAAAGUCAGACAGUGGGUAGCUAACCUCGCGGAAUCCUUCGACAUCGGGCCGGAUAAAACACGGGUGGCCGUGGUCCGUUACAGCGACCGACCCACCACCGAGUUCAACCUUGGGAGGUACAAAACCCUGGAGGAGGUCAGGAGGGCCGCAAGGAGUAUAAAGUAUAUCGGAGGCAAUACUAUGACCGGAGAUGCCAUCAGCUACAUAACCACCAACAUCUUCACGGAGCGCGAGGGAGCCAGGCCUGCGGUCUUGGGCGUCCAGAGAGUAGCCAUCCUCAUGACGGAUGGACGGAGCCAGGACUAUGUGCUGGAGCCAUCCAAAGCCGCCCACGAGGCAGGGGUCAGGAUGUUCGCUGUGGGCGUCGGGGAGGCACUCAAGGUGGAGCUGGAGGAGAUCGCCUCCGAGCCCAAGAACGCCCACGUCUUCCACGUGUCUGACUUCAACGCCAUCGAUAAGAUACGAGGGAGGCUCAGAAGGAGGCUGUGUGAGAAUGUACUGUGUCCAAACAUGAAGGUGCGGGAAGACCGUUUCAAGCCCAACAGCACCAGCGCUGGCCUCACCGAAGUUCCAGGAUUUGACCUCAUGGAGUAUUUCAACGUUCGGGAUCUUUUGGGGACGAGGUUUGAACCAGGUCAAAGCUCCUAUGUACGGCUUGGGACCUUGCCUGUUGUACAGAAAACUGAAGAUGUUUUCCCUCAAGGUCUUCCCGAUGAAUAUGCCUUUGUGACCACAUUCAAAUUCAGAAAAAGCUCCAGACGAGAAGACUGGUAUCUCUGGCAAAUCUUUGACAAAUACGGGAUCCCACAGGUAUCCAUCCGCCUGGAUGGGCCAAACAAAGCCCUGGAGUACAAUGCCGUCGGGCUGACCAAGGACGCCGUGAGAGCUGUGUUCAAGGACCCUGAGGUUGAGAACCUGUUUGACCGAAACUGGCACAAGAUCGCGCUCAGUGUCCAGGCCAAAUCGGUGUCUCUCUACCUGGACUGUAAGCAUCUACAAACACUGUCCAUCGAAGACAGAGAAGAUAUUGACAUGAAUGGGAAGACGGUGAUUGGCAAGCGGGUGUAUGACAGUGUGCCUAUCGACUUUGACCUGCAGAGGAUGGUCAUAUAUUGUGACUCCAAGCAUGCAGAGCUGGAGACCUGCUGUGACCUCCCCAAAGGCCCGUGUCCGAAGGAGGUCGUGAUCGAGCACCCCACUGCUGAGAUUCCCACCACCCCCCCCCCCAAAAACGACGAGCAGAAGAGCGGCCCCACAGCCAUUAACUGCACUUGUGCAGAAGGGGCGAAGGGAGAGACUGGUCCACCUGGACGUGAUGGUGCCAAGGGUGAAAAGGGUGACACUGGGAGUCAGGGUGAAAUUGGACCCCCUGGCCUGAAAGGACAGAAAGGAGAAACUGGCAGGGCCGUUUCUAUCAAAGGUGACAGGGGUGAAAAGGGCGAAUUGGGAUCUCCAGGAGAAUCCGGGUCCAGGGGAGACAAAGGGGAAAAGGGAUUACAGGGGCUUCUAGGGCUUUCUGGGAAAAAAGGAGAGAGAGGAGAAAGAGGUUUUAUUGGAGAAAGAGGAGAGAAAGGAUUAGCGGGUCCUUUUGGUCCUAAGGGAGUGCAGGGUGAUGCAGGACUUCCCGGAUCACCUGGUCCCAAAGGUGUAUCUGGUGACACAGGGUUCAAAGGAGACAAAGGAGAAACUGGGCUCAGGGGAACGGCUGGUUUGGAUGGAUUUCCAGGAAAGCCGGGUCUUCCGGGAAAAGACGGACCCAGGGGACUGAUCGGGCCACCUGGCACUAUCGGACCCAAAGGCGAAAAGGGAGAAAGAGGUUUACCAGGGGAAGUGGUUCAAAGAGAGAGCUUGAAAGGAGAGCCUGGAGCCCCUGGACCUAGCGGCCCCCAGGGUCCAAUGGGCCCCCCUGGAGCACCGGGUCCACAAGGUCCUCCUGGACUUCCUGGAGAGCCUGGGGAAUUUGGCCAUAGGGGAAAAAAGGGAGAAAGUGGCCUUCCUGGGGUUGAUGGAUUACCGGGACCACCGGGUCCUCAAGGUCCUCCUGGAAAUAGUGGCCCAUCUGGGUCUCCUGGACCACCGGGAUUACCUGGAGAAAUUGGGUUUGCUGGGAAGCCAGGAGAGCCAGGCAAACCUGGUUUGCCUGGUAAAGAUGGCUUGGAUGGAUUCCCAGGAUCGGAUGGGACGAAGGGGCCACCAGGGGAACCAGGUCUAGAUGGUUUUCCAGGAAAACCUGGCCCCAAGGGAGAAGAAGGUCCUCCAGGUCCGAGAGGCAAGGCUGGGGAGAGGGGAGAAGCUGGUCUGCCCGGAGAAUCAGGUGCCAUUGGGCCUAAAGGGGGAAAAGGCGAACAGGGUGAACGAGGCAGGGAUGGGUCUGCUGGAACAAUUGGGCAGAAAGGGGACAAGGGUGACAUCGGACCCCGAGGACCACCUGGAGAGCCGGGAAAUGUAAUUCCUGAGGCUGGACAACAAGGGAAGCCUGGCGAGAAAGGCGAGAGGGGAGACAAGGGCAACCCCGGGGAACCUGGUCAAAGGGGACUUCCUGGUGAACAAGGACAAAGGGGUCCACCAGGACCUCUGGGUCCACAGGGAGAUUCGGGUCUCAAAGGGCAAGCUGGGCAGAAUGGGGAGCCAGGUCCACCAGGGCUGACUGGUCCUCAGGGUCCACGUGGGUUACCGGGCAAUGUGGGUGUUCCGGGAAACGUGGGCCUCCCCGGUACAGAUGGUCUGAAGGGUGAGAAGGGUGAACCAGGAAAGGAUGGCCAGCCUGGUCCUCCAGGGAGACCAGGGGAAGCAGGAGGACCUGGAUCGCCUGGCAAGGGGAAGGAUGGUCACCCUGGAGAUCCGGGACCACCUGGCCUGCCAGGACCUCAGGGAAUGAAGGGCCCAACUGGACCACAGGGCAUGCAGGGACUCCCAGGAAGCAGAGGCACCCCUGGAGAGGCCAUAACAGGGCCCACGGGACCUCCAGGACCUCCAGGUGAAACAGGAGCAGCGGGCGUUAGAGGUCUGCCAGGAAGCCUGGGACCUCAGGGUCCUCCUGGGCACGAUGGUUUACCGGGACGGCCUGGUGAAAAGGGGUCCCAAGGGGAACCUGGAAAAGCAGCUGACUUGUCAGAGCUGGAUUUGAAGGGCGUAUGUUCAGAUUGCCCUGCAGGGGCCCCAGGGCCGCCUGGCAUGCCUGGAUUGCCAGGGGACAAAGGCAUUGCGGGACCCCCGGGCAAAGAGGGGCAAGAUGGACACCCGGGUCCUGCUGGGCUUACUGGUCCUGCUGGGCCUCCAGGAGCCGAGGGGACGAAGGGUAUAAAAGGUGACCGAGGACCUGCAGGUGCUCCUGGAGACAAAGGUGAAAAGGGACUUCCAGGGGCGCCGGGAUACCCAGGGGCUGCAGGCUUAGUUGGGCCUCCGGGUACCGAUGGUCAGCCAGGACCAAUGGGUCCUCCAGGUCCACCUGGAGAGAAGGGUAAAGAUGGUCUUAAAGGAAUCCAGGGCCCGCCAGGUUUACCUGGAUUAAUGGGAAUUGCUGGAAAAAUGGGGAAGGAUGGAAGGCCUGGUGAGCAAGGGGAGCCGGGAAAACAAGGAGAGCCAGGACUCCAAGGCCGAGACGGACUCAGAGGGCUUCCUGGAUUUAAAGGGCCCAGGGGGGAACCUGGCCCCCCAGGAUCGCAGGGUGAAGAAGGCAGAGCCGGACCCCCGGGACGGGAUGGUAAUCCCGGGAAAGAUGGCGUUCCUGGUCCUUCCGGGCCGGAGGGUCACAUGGGCCCACGAGGGGAACCGGGGAAACCUGGUGAUCCCGGCCCAUCUGGAAAGCAAGGAUCUCCUGGAAUGCCAGGUGUUAAGGGGCAGAAAGGAGAUGCCGGAAGUCCAGGAUUGCCUGGAUUUAUCGGGCCCAAAGGACCCUCUGGAUCACCUGGUCCAGCAGGAGCUGAAGGAAAACACGGAAUACCGGGAAAACCAGGAGACCGUGGUUCCAAGGGUGAGCGGGGAGAUUCAGGCAUAAAGGGAGAUAAAGGACCACCUGGAGAACCAGGGCUUCCUGGAAAUCCUGGAACUCCAGGUAGAAAAGGCCACACGGGUAUGAUGGGCAUGUCAGGGCCCCCAGGAGAGGUGGGACCUGCCGGUCCACAGGGACCAUCAGGACAACCAGGCUUUCCGGGCCCUCGGGGAGAACCAGUAUCCCUAGAACAAAUGCGAAGGCUAAUCGAAGAGGAACUAGCAAAACAAUUAGACGUCAAGCUCGCCUACCUCAUGGCCCAGAUGCAGCCAGCUCAUGUGAAGAGCAGUGUUGGCCGGCCGGGACCCCCUGGUAUUCCCGGGAAGGAUGGAACUCCAGGCCGACCUGGACCCCCUGGAGAGCCAGGAAUGCCCGGCCCGAAUGGAGGUGACGGGCUAAGAGGACCGAUGGGUCCCAAAGGUGAAAGAGGGUCUAAAGGUGACAGAGGUGAACAUGGUGUUGGAGUGCGGGGAGAAGUUGGCCCCCCUGGUCCUACAGGUCCAGCAGGGAUUCCGGGAUAUGGAAAAGACGGAAUGCCAGGGACACCCGGAGUUCAGGGAGAGCCAGGAAACCCCGGACCUCACGGUUCUUCUGGACCACCAGGGCCUACUGGCCAGUGUGACCCUUCCCAGUGUGCCUACUACGCCAGCCUGGCCUCUCGGCCCACCAACGUCAAGGGGCCUUAGGGGAUAGGAGGCGGCGAGGGGGCCCAUUCACGAACUUCCUGUUUCAUUGAACAAAGAACUGUUCUUUAAAGAAUAAUGAUAACCUCAUUGGGCUGAUUGGGGGAGGUGUUUGUGUGUGUUUCGGGGGGGGGGGGGGGGUGAGAGUAAUGCUGCCGGUCAGAAUUUCUUUUACAUGGUUGGAGUGGGUGGUUUGGGGCAGCGGUGGGUUGACUGUCAGAUCUUUACUGCCAGGGACAGCAGUAGCAGGUUUGCUGCACUAAGGAGCAGCUUCCUGACUGAUGAAUGCCCUUUUCUACGUCCCACUGAUUACAUAUGUCACAGUCUCCUGCCAAUAAUCAGCAAUUUAGACAAAUUACCCAACCACAAACCUUUGCAGGCAUUAAUUAGUAUGUAUCCGCUAAAGAGAAUGAUGUACCUCUUUUUUACUGAUUUCGAGAUUUUUUUCUUUGUUCUGCAGGAGAUGACAUUCAUUUUGAAUACAAAUAUUUUUUUCUAAUGAUUUCUAUUGUGUGAUGUUUUUAUGUUGAGUAGUAUUUUUUUGUGAAACUCCAAUUUCUGAAAUUACGUGGCUAACAUGCAUGCACCAUUAAGGAUAAAUAAUGAAUUGUUUUUGUUAUUGUUUUGAAGAUUAUAGGAUAAUUACCAGUAUUUUUAAUAGGAAAAGGCUUUCCUGAAAAUUACUAACUCUGAGGUCUCUGAAGCAUUUCUUAUUGAAACCAAAAAAUAUGGAGGUUUGAAUAACAUUAGUGACAAAACUUUACAAACACAAGGAAUCAAUGAAUAUAUGACACUGUUUAGCUAAAGUUGUUCAAUGAGAAUAACCAUGUAAUAGCCUUGAUCUAAAUCUCAUAAUAAGCCAGUUUCUUUUGGGACAUUUAGAGCAAUGUCUCUCAACUCCCCCCAAACAGUCCAUAUUUUUGCUCCUUCCCAUCUCCUUGGGAGGGAGCAAAAACAUGGACUGUCUGAGAGUCCCCGAGGACCGGAUUGAGAAACACUGAUUUACGAUGUGGUCAUUUUGUGACGUAUUGAGUCUCAAUAGAACUGUAGUGAAAUUCGCUGCUCUGACUGAGAAGAAAUGCCCCAAAACUUUUAAAUGUCAUAUAUGAAAGUUUUCCGUCUAGUUUGAAUGUGCACUUUCUGUGGCAUAAACCGAAGCUCUGGGAAGACUGUCGAAAUGCGAGCAUGUUUUCCCUUAUAUUUUGUUAAGCUGCAAAUUAAUGGCUGUGUGCUGUAUUCAGAUCUUCAGUUUUGCGCGGCCAACGAGUGAAACUCUUCUAAAGAUCCUUUUUUUUUUGUAUUUGUAAUUAGUACAUGCUUAGAAAACACAAAUAAGCUCACAGUCUCAUUUUAGGGGUUUUCGCUUCUGCUUUUUGGGAAAUAAAUGGCUGUUACAAAACCACUAAUUUAUCGUCAAAAAUUUCAGGCCUUCAUAUGACUCCUUACAGCAUGUGGCGCUGAGCUGGGCCACAAGCUCAGGACUCCGGGACUUACUGUACAUUUCCAUAGUUUGCCAUCUGGAGCAGGACUUGCUGUUUUGAAGGUCACCAACUCUACUUUCCAAUUGGUUUAACGUCUUUUUAUAGAUACCCAGUGGUGCAGUAGAGCUAAAAAUAGUAAAAUGCCACCUGUUCUAGAACUAUUGCCAUGAAAAUGGCGAACAUCACCUUAUUCUACUCCAGAAAAAAACUGUCUUUAAUAUGGAUUAGAUUUUUAAUUCCUAUUUCUUUUAGGGGAGAGUUGACUUGAAUCCAAAGACUUUUAGGCUUUACGCUCAUAAUUUGAAGCUUUUGAACCCCUAACCCUAAGUCAUAAUUACCAAUCACUAUUAGGCAUUUUCAGCUAAGCCCUAGUCAAAAUGCAACUCAUAUUUCAUUUAUAGUUUCUUAUUUUAGUUGGAAUGGUGCUAUCAUCUUCUGUUUGACUUUUUUACGGUAUUCUUGCACCCUAUACGUUUUUUACAAAUACUAAUGGAUUUGUCUUGCUGUUGUGAUUAUAGGUUUUCAAUUAAAUUAUUCUAAGAAGCAAAAAAUAUGCAAUGAUGCUGUCUCUGAAUUCUGUAGUAAGUACUGAAAAGGCAAAGGCAUUCGGAUCCAUUGUAUAGAACCUGCCUUUAAAUCUUGUGAAUACUUCUAUUUUGAGCAUAACUGGAGUGAGUAUUAAUGCCGUUUAACCAGAUAAAUUUAUAAUAAAUACUUGUAAAAUA